UUGGUGGUAGCAACGGCCACGAUGUGGCAGGGCCUUCCCUCGCUUUCUAUAUGCACUGCCCGCGAGGGUUGGCUAUGGCGGAUGAGACCAUUUACUUCCAUCGGCGGCUGUGCUCUCCAGAGAGUUUUGUGAGGAGGAAUUCUUGGAGGAGGAUCUUCUUGUAGCUGUGCCUAUGGUGCGUGAUUCUCAACGCCGAGCCCUCCAAUUCCGAGCCGAACGAGGGGCGCGGUGCUCGAUCUGCCGCGAAUUUGCCCCUGCUUCGCAACUCUAGAACGCACAUUUCUCGCAUCAUCUCUCCAUUCUUGAUCCUCUCUUCUCUCUUGCCUCGUGCCACAUUGUGUUGUCCCAGUCGAGGAAAAUCUCUCGCGAGAAGCGAGCGAGCGCGCGCAAGAAAAAUUCCGGCCUAGGUGGGCUAUAGCCUGAAGCUUGGCGCGAUGCCUCAGAGGCCAGCGUGGUUGGAGGCAUUGCUCACGGAGAAGUUCUUCGUGGCCUGCCCAUCUCACUCGACCAUCAAGAAGAACGAGCGCAAUGUCUUUUGCGUGGAUUGCAGCUAUGGCAUCUGCCAGCAUUGCCUCCCCGCGCAUCAAUCCCACCGCCUCCUCCAGGUGAGGAGAUAUGUCUACCACGAUGUCAUCCGCCUCCAAGACAUCCAAAAAUUCGUGGAUUGCGCGCUCGUCCAGACUUAUAUCAUUAACAGCGCGCGAGUCGUGUUUCUAAAUCAGCGCCCACAACCGCGGCCUUCCCGGGGCUUUGGGAAUUCCUGCGAGACGUGCGAGAGGAGCUUGCAAGACGCCUAUCGCUACUGCUCGCUGGCCUGCAAGGUGGAUGCGGUGGUCCGCAGGGGAAAGGAUCUCUCCAGCCUCGCCCCACGCCAGGGCGCCAGCAACGCCCAGCCCGAUGACUUCUUCGUGCUCUCGCCCGCCGAGAGCCUCAAAUCCGACAGCGACGAGGAGAUGUCGCCCAAUUCCGUGCUCGAGGACGCCAAUUCCUCGUCGCCCACAUCCUCGGGAUCCUCGGGCGACGACGAAGAGGACAGCAUCUCGUGCGAUUUCGGCGAGUCCGCGGCGGCGCGAACGUCGAUGUUUGUGAAUCCCAAUCCGCCCAUGAAGAAGUUUAGGAGCCAUCGAUCGACGACCGCGGCCAAGUUCCUGGCCAACAUUGGCGGGAGUAGUGGCAGUAGCAGCAGCAGCAAGCACAGGAAAGGAGUGCCUCACAGAUCUCCUCUGUGGUGAGCGAUUUGGAUGAGAUCGUCGGGCCUCACUACUCCUGUGGCAACGCUAACUACAAUUCGAGCACUGUAGAGCAACACACCGAGAAGAACAGCGAGAGGAUUCGCGUCAACACGAUCACAUCACUGUUUCAAAGGUUCUGGAAGUUUUGAUAGAGAUUCACCAAGGUAAGUUUCGAAUUCCAGCAGCAGCAGCAAGGUCAAGAGCGCAAGGUUUUCUCUUUUUCUUGUGAUGUCUUCCUUCCUUUUUAGCGAGAGGAGAGAGAGAGAGAGAGAGAGAGAGCGAGCGAGAGAGUACCAUGAUCUCUCUAUACUAAUAUCAAUCGCUUUUUAGAGGCCAAAGCAGCGGGGAGACGAGAUCCGAGCGCUCUUGAAUUUGUCGAGGGUGGAAUCGGUCUCCAUCUCCAUCACUGGAGUGUGCUCAGUGAGGGUCGGUUCCUUGUCUGCCUGGUUUUGGUCGUCCGAGUCUCAUUGAAUUGGAGCUGGAGAGAGAUGGAGAUGGUGGUGGCAUGGGUUGGUUGCUUGCUUUGCCUUGCUGCCAUGGAAUUGAUGGGCAAUGCCUGCCUCUCCCCUGUUUUCCCCUGCGCUUGGUGUUUGAAAUUGGCUCUGUUUUCUUUC
Molecule: messenger RNA, 1846 nt
Organism: Selaginella moellendorffii
Lineage: Eukaryota; Viridiplantae; Streptophyta; Lycopodiopsida; Selaginellales; Selaginellaceae
Exons: 5
Coding region: 435-1232 (265 amino acids)
Molecular function (GO): zinc ion binding
Source: RefSeq, a predicted model, not a curated record